AAAAAAGAAAAUGAAAGAACAAACAGCAAAUAGCAGUAAUGCAGAAGUUGUUAAACAAAACAAAAUUAGAGCAAAGAGUGCAUGGCUAAGAAAAGGGCAUGCUAGAGGAAGUGCCAUUUCAUGUGGAUUAGGUAUUGGAAUUGGCUUUGGUUUUGCAUUGUUUUUAUUAAGCGAAACUACUAAAAACUUUGGUAUUUAUAUGAUGGGUAUAUGCAUAUUCCACAUGUGGGAGUAUAUUUGGGUUGCAAUGUAUCAUCCAGAAAAACUAUCAAGCAAAUCAUUUUUAUUAAAUCACAGUCCACAAUUUAAUAUGGCAUUAACUAUCAGUUUCUUUGAAUAUUGGAUCGAAUGGUAUUUCUUCCCAAAUAUGAAAACAGUAUCAUUAUGGUAUAUCGGUGCAGUAUUUAUGGUUCUUGGUCAAGUAGUUAGAUCACUUGCCAUGAAUACAGCAGGUUCAAACUUUACCCAUAUCGUUCAAGAAGAAAAAAGAGAAACACACGAACUUGUAACAACUGGUAUUUAUAAAUUUAUGAGACAUCCAUCUUAUUUUGGUUGGUUCUUAUGGAGCGUUUCAACACAAUUGGUUUUAUUAAAUCCAAUUAGUAUUGUUGGUUUUGGUUGGGCUUCAUUUAAAUUCUUUUCAAAUAGAAUCGAAUAUGAAGAGGAUUAUUUAAUUGACUUCUUUGGUAAAUCAUAUAAAGAUUAUAAAGAGAAUGUUUGGUCCGGUAUUCCAUUUAUUCAAUAAAUAAAUAGAUAAUAAUAAAUAAUAAUAAUAAAUAAUAAACC
This is a messenger RNA of Dictyostelium purpureum, 786 nucleotides long. RefSeq lists its product as uncharacterized. Gene Ontology annotation, biological process: C-terminal protein methylation. The coding region runs from base 11 to 745 and encodes 244 amino acids. The record is from RefSeq and is a predicted model, not a curated record. Gene Ontology annotation, molecular function: protein C-terminal S-isoprenylcysteine carboxyl O-methyltransferase activity. NCBI's taxonomy places the organism in Eukaryota, Evosea, Eumycetozoa, Dictyosteliales, Dictyosteliaceae. The transcript is spliced from 2 exons. Gene Ontology annotation, cellular component: endoplasmic reticulum; membrane.